AUGAAGCCAACAUUUGCUGCUGCGACAGCCGCAGUUGAACCUUCUUCCCAACAUUAUGACCACUAUUAUUCUUCCACAUCCUCUUCAACUCCCAGAGCAUUUUCUCCAGAGCGGAGUUACAGCCAACGUCCUCAUCAAUACUCGUCAUCAUCUUCUUCUACAGCCUUUUCCUCCUCUUCGUCUUUUUACACCCGUCACCAUCCCGCAGACGAUCAACAUUAUAGUCAGCAUCGGCACCAAUCAGGCGGCUAUCGCCAGCAUUCAUCAGAGUACACUGAAGAUUCACGCAGUCACCCUCACCACUCGCAUCGGUAUGCAGAUUCAUCACAGUCCUCACAUUCUGAACCCCAGCCCCAUAGCUCCUAUUCUCCGCGCCCAACUGGUGCCCAACAUGCAUAUCAUCAGUAUACACAAAACUACCAUGCUUCCGGACAAAAUGCCAAACACACUGAGGGAUAUGAGGGUAAAGUGCGUAACACAACCCGAGACAACAACGACCAUUUAGUAACAGAUUCAUCUGCCAGGGACCAGCAACAUCACCAUGAUCAGUAUGAUCGUGAUCCUACUUAUGGUUAUUUGAAAGCACAUUCACCGCGUUCACCAUAUUCUCCAGCAGAUGAGAGUCCUCCCUCAUUAAAAUAUAAUUUACCACCUAUCGAGGUGCCAGAAGAACCCUUCUACCGCAGUGAUCUUCCUGGUCGCCACAUGCGCUAUUUUAGCAAUGUGACCAGCCAGGACCGCGAGAACAGUGAUGGUUACUUUUCUUCAGCUCGACAUGUUGCGCCAAGCAACACGACCGGUAAUUUUGGUCACGGGCCAUCCAUUAGCCAGUCGUUGGAACGAUUCGAGAAUACUCGACAACGGCAAUGGCUUCAGCAGCAGCGUCAGCAAGAGCAACACGAGCAACAAGAACAGCAGCCUCAAGGUGCUCGCUUACCCUCCCUCUAUACUGCAUUGCCUGAGCAACGGCCAAGUGGUAGUUCAUCUUCGAUGACACAAAGGUAUGAGCCACAACAACCACAGUCGCUGGCUCGUGCACGCUCGCCUACACGUCCUAUAUUAGAACAUCGUCAUGGAUCAGAUCAUCCUUACCAAGAAUUCUCUCAGCAAAGUCAGCAGUCGUCGCAGCCAUCAGGUCAAAUGAACAAGGUCAAGCCACUCCAGCCACGUUCAAUCGCACCAGCACCUACUUCCUCAAUUCAUCACAAACCUCUCGCUUCUCCAACUACAACAACCUUUGCUCAAAGAAAGGCAGCAGUUGUCCAUUCUUCUGCUCGACAUAGUAUGAUGAAGAUUGAACCCAAAGAUUUAGACUUCAUUGCACCCUAUCAUCAUGUACAGCACUAUCGACAGCAUCAGGAACAGUACCAGUCAUCAGCAUCAAGUGAAACACGGCACGAUAUCAAACGCAAGUGGGAUCGGGAUCAUUCUCCCAUCCGUACUGACACACGCUUGAAGCCAUCCCUCGAGCCAGUCCAGCAGCUGACUGAGACAGCCUCUCAAGAACUACAUCUCCUUUCGCACCGUUCAAUUCCUUCUAUACAAGCUCAAUUACGUGCAUCGGUCCAGAAGAAGAACAUCAUCAACGAUAACCAGCAACAGUCUAUGCGAACAAAAAUACAGCGCUAUCAGAUGACAACAAUCCGAUGCUGGCAUGGUGCCAUCGCUCAAAAGUCAUAUGGCAUCGAGAAGCGAUACCUCUGUCCCCCGCCCAUGGUUCAAGUGUCUGCAGGCGUGAAUACAAAGCUUAUUCGUGAUGAACAGCCUCAUGUGAUCAUGUCUAUCUUACAUGAGAAGCUGAAUGGUGGUCCUGGACGCCAGGCCCAGAGCGGUAGCGAGAACUUAAUGGAGCAGGAUUGUGCCCUUGACGAUCGCCUCAAGUGCUCGUUUAGAAACCUUCAUGUAACAGGCACUGGCUCAGAUAGCUCCAAACGAUUCAAGCUUGGUCUGCAAGUCUUUUUGAACAAAAACUCGGCCAUCCCGACAGCCAUUAUGGACUCGAACCCAAUUCCAAUUAUCUCUAAACCAUCCAAGAAGACCGCUAAGGCUGGUAAUGCCUCUUGUUUCAUUUUGAAUGGAAUGAGCGUCUCUCUUCUAAAUCGUAUCAACGCCCAAACAGUGCGAACAAAAUACAUGGCAGUUGAUAACAACGCAGUCUGUGCUAAGAUUGGUUCUUGGUCUUCUUUUACGAUUAAGAUGGUGAAGCCUCCUCCAGCACCUCCAGUCAAACUGACCACAACUAAUAAUGUUAACGUAUUCCGGACCCCUAAUCACUCGACCAAGUAUGUACCAAUCCGCAUGAAGGGCGAUGGUGGUCAGCCCGUUGGUAUAGCAAGGCAGCCAGAGCAGACCGCCACAUCAUACCACCAGCAGCAACAACAUGGUCCAUACCGCCAUCAGCAGCAACCACAUUCGUCGCAGUCGCACAUAGGUUAUCAUCAACAGCAGCAACAGCGACAUCAGCAACAACAACAGCAACAGCAGCAGCAGCAGCAGCAACAAGACCAGCAGCAAGAGUCCAAUUACGUUUUCUCCAAUUCUGAACCAGUGCUUUAUGGCUCAGAGAUUGUUCUCAUCAACGAUUUGACUGGGAUCGCAACGGACCGCUUAAUCAUCCGCAAGGUCGAGAACGGCAAGGUGAUUCGCAAUGGAAGCGGACCUGUUAGCCAGAUGCAAAAGAUUGUAUUGCAGCAUCCGGACCGUGUCCAUUUAGAAGAUGGUCGUCCUUAUUAUCUCAGCGCAUCUUCUAUUGGUAGCCCCAAAAUCGAAGGCAAGAUUCCACUGCAAGCCGCUAUGGAUCGCAGUCCUUUACUUGAGUAUAGGACGUCGUCCAAGAAGGCUUCUAUUUUGGAUUUGACAGAGAUUUCCGAGGAAAAUGAAGACGAAUACUAUACAGAUGAGAGCUACCAUGGUAGACAUGGCCAGGCAUCUAGACGCGUUUCAAAGGGAAAUGAGAAUGUCUCAGUCGAUGACUUUGUCUGUUGGACCAUCGCUGGUAUUGCCAAAUUUGACUACACUUAUUUCGGGCCAAUCCCACUAUCAAACGACAAUGAGGUGAAUCCUCAUAAGAUACCUCAGGUACUUUCGCACCCACGCUACAACAGCCAGUCCAAUACGCUGAUGAUGAAGGUCAAGAACGUGUUCGAGAGGCUUUCAGCGGCUGAUGAGGAGGCCCGUCUUCGAUCCACGUAUAUUGAUGACCCUUAUGAACGUAAAAUGAGUCUCUCUGAGUUUGUGUACCGGCGAUGCGAAGAUGUGAGGCAGCCUAUGGAGGAUGAAGAAGGCCCUAUUCAACUCUGGUUGGCGCAGCAUGGCCCUAUCCGUAUGAGACGUCGUCUAUUGAAGGAUGUACUUCCCUCAGGAUCUGAGGAAACAGAAAAUGGGGCUAGUCAACAGGAUCAAAAUGAUAAUGAUGAGGAUGAUGCCUCUGACCUCGAGGCUGAAGUCGAAGCCAAGCAGCAACAGCAACAACAACAGCAGCAAAUGGAAGACAAACUGCCCAAAAUCCCAACAAAGCCCAACGCAGCGUACAGUCAUCAGCAACUAAAGCAUCAACAGCAGUUAAAACAGCAACAACAAAUGCAAACUCAACAACAACAGCAGCAAUCUGCCAAGCGUGCUAAGAUACUCAGACGCCCAAUGGGUUUGGAGGCAGAGCUGCCUUAUGGCUGUGAAGUACGUGCUGCUAUUGACAGUGAAGGCAAUGCGCAUGCAGAAAUGGACCUUUUGAUGGUGGAGCGUGCUUCGGGUAUUGCUUACCCAACUGGCUACAAGGUUGUAUACUCGCGUAGCAAUGAAAGCACCGAGUGGACUGUUGAAGUUGUCAUAGCCUAA
This is a messenger RNA of Lobosporangium transversale, 3834 nucleotides long. RefSeq lists its product as hypothetical. Lineage: Eukaryota; Fungi; Mortierellomycota; Mortierellomycetes; Mortierellales; Mortierellaceae. The record is from RefSeq and is a predicted model, not a curated record. The transcript has 2 exons. Bases 1 to 3834 code for a protein of 1277 amino acids. Gene Ontology annotation, biological process: regulation of transcription by RNA polymerase II. Gene Ontology annotation, cellular component: nucleus. Gene Ontology annotation, molecular function: RNA polymerase II cis-regulatory region sequence-specific DNA binding; DNA-binding transcription activator activity, RNA polymerase II-specific.